Rhododendron vialii is the source of this 4104-nucleotide messenger RNA. RefSeq lists its product as uncharacterized. Gene Ontology annotation, molecular function: ATP binding; nucleic acid binding. NCBI's taxonomy places the organism in Eukaryota, Viridiplantae, Streptophyta, Magnoliopsida, Ericales, Ericaceae. The coding region runs from base 263 to 3778 and encodes 1171 amino acids. The transcript has 27 exons. The record is from RefSeq and is a predicted model, not a curated record.
AAUUAGUUUGAGUGGAAACAGCAACAGCAGUAGCAAUGGGGGAGAGAGAGAGAGAGAGAGAGAAAUCCAAGUACGAAGCCUGUCAGGCGAAUCAACCAUCGUCUCUAUUUCGCCCUACAAUUCAGUCCGAGACCUCAAGCUCCUCCUCCGUCGAACCUUCCCUCCCGCUUCUAGUUCCCCCUAUUUUCAUCUCUUCCUUAAGGGUGUAAAAUUAGGUUUGCAGAGCAAGAUAAGUUGCCACUCAAUUGAGUCAGGAGAAUUCAUGGUUCUGGUUCCUUAUAUGAAGAAGGAUCAGCAACAAACCCAGCUGCAUAAUAAAGCUUCUGCUAACUUGAAAGGCAAAAAUGAAUUUUCAACAUCAAAAGCCUCUGGUUCGGUGAGGUCUGAUAUGAUGCAAGACCUUUCUUUCCUACGCAACAUACCCAGAGAGGAAAAUCUAUGUAGUGUUGUGUCCAACAGCAUUCAUUCUGCAGAUAGAAAUGAAGUGAGUGGGGGAUCCUAUAUUAAUACGUCUUCAGAACCCAAGGUGAAGAAAAGGUUCCAUAGUCAUAGACAGGAAGGUCACAUAGAUGACCUCGUAAUCAGUAUACUGGCGUCAUCUGAAAACAGUCAGCUUGAUCAACACAAUUGCAAAAGAUUUAUGCAGCUUUUGGAAUCAGUGAAUUGUCUAUCCAAUCCGCAUUCUGGCGACUGCGUGGUAAAAGAAGCACGUUUACAAGGCAAUGGCAAGAACCCAUCUGAAAAUGAGAAUGAUUUGUGCCUCUGCCCCUCUUGGCUAAAGAGAAUAAUGAAGGCAUUUUAUUUCUUGAACGUUUAUUCUGCCUAUCUUCAUAUGCGACAGGAAAUAGUCACCUUAACCUGUUUGAAUGAAUCACUGGACCAACUUGAUAAAUUAGGGCUUGAAGUUGGCAUUGCUGAUCUAGAGAUUCUUUCUAAUCUUUGUCCUAAGGUUGUACGCUUUGUUUACGACAAAGCAGGUGAUGAUGUGCUCGAUGCCCUUGUUAUUCUCAAUUUGCCAGUAGAACAGAGACAUCCAGUUGAAGCAGUUCAAAAAUGUUUGCCUAUGGCAAAGUUUGUCCAGGCUAUGCAGAAAAGGGAAGGGUCAUUCAAAACGGUUCUAUGCAAUGCUGUUAAAUUGUAUAUGUGUAAAAAGGGAGAUGAGAUGGUGCAAUUCCUUUCCUUGGCGGAUCUACUCAUGUUUGUGACAGGAGGUGGUACAGGGGAAAGUGCAAGUGAAGCGAAACGGCCAAGGAGAAGCAAGUCUAUAGCUUCAAGUUCUCGUUCAUUUGAAGCACGAUGUCAUGAAACAAACCCAUUGCUACCGGUGGAAAUGGUAGAACAUCUGAAAAGGGGCAUUGGAUCUCGUGGACAGAUGGUGCACAUUGAAGAAAUUAGUGCCAGAGUUGCCAACCUUGUUGACAUCCCAGAGGAACUGUCAGAGAACAUGAAAUCUGCUCUUAGAUGUAUUGGAAUUAAUAGGUUGUAUAGUCAUCAGGCAGAGUCUGUUCGGGCUUCCCUUGCUGGCAAGAAUGUAGUUGUGGCGACAAUGACAUCCAGUGGGAAGUCUCUUUGUUACAAUCUGCCGGUUCUUGAAGUAUUGUUCCAGAAUUUGUCAGCAUGUGCUCUCUACCUCUUUCCAACGAAGGCUUUAGCUCAAGAUCAACUAAGAUCUUUGUUAGCUAUGGCAAAAGGGUUUGAUCGUAGCUUAAGUAUUGGUAUCUAUGAUGGUGACACUUCUCAGACAGAUAGGAUUUGGCUGCGAGAGAAUGCUAGACUGUUGAUCACAAAUCCAGAUAUGUUACAUAUGUCCAUCUUGCCAUGCCAUGGGCUAUUCAGGCGAAUUUUAUCAAAUCUGAGGUUUGUUGUCAUUGAUGAAGCCCAUGCAUAUAAAGGUGCAUUUGGAUGUCAUACCGCUCUGAUAUUGAGGAGACUUCGUCGGCUUUGUUCCCAUGUGUAUGGUAGUGACCCUUCUUUUGUAUUUUGUACUGCAACUUCUGGAAACCCUCGUGAACAUGCUAUGGAACUUGCUAAUCUACCAACAAUGGAGUUGAUUCAGAAUGAUGGUAGCCCUUCUGGUCGAAAGCUCUUUGUUCUCUGGAAUCCUCCUUUGAAUCCAGAUACUGUCUUGAAGACAAGAAGCAGCAGAGAUACUAAGGUUUCUUUAGAUAAGAAUAUGGGUCAUACACGCAGCAGAGAUACUAAGGUAUCUUUAGAUAAGAAUAUGGGUCAUACACGCUCAAGCUCGAUUUUGGAGGUUUCAUGUCUAUUUGCAGAAAUUGUUCAGCAUGGGCUUCGUUGCAUUGCAUUCUGCAAAUCACGCAAGCUUUGUGAACUUGUUUUGUGCUAUACGCGUGAGAUUCUUCAGGAGACGGCGCCGCAUCUGGUUAGCUCCAUUUGUGCUUAUCGUGCUGGCUAUAUAGCUCAGGAUAGGAGGACAAUUGAAAGGGAUUUUUUUAGCGGGAAGCUUUAUGGGGUUGCUGCUACGAAUGCCUUAGAGUUGGGUAUUGAUGUUGGGCAUAUUGAUGUAACCCUGCAUCUAGGGUUUCCUGGAAGUAUAGCAAGUCUUUGGCAGCAAGCUGGAAGGUCUGGGAGAAGGGAAAAGGCAUCCCUUGCCAUAUAUGUUGCUUUUGAAGGGCCUCUUGACCAGUAUUUUAUGAAAUUUCCCCAAAAACUCUUUAGGAGCCCCAUUGAGUGUUGCCAUAUUGAUGCUCACAAUCAGCAGGUGCUUGAACAGCACCUGAUCUGUGCUGCUGCUGAACUUCCAUUGAGUUUGCUUCAUGAUGGGAAUUAUUUUGGUCCUCGACUAGGGGAUGCUAUGAUGGCACUUAAAAGUAAAGGGUACUUGACUACUGAUCCUUCACGUGAUCCUUCUGCCAGAAUUUGGAGUUACAUUGGGCAUGAGAAAAUGCCCUCUCGUUCGGUUAGUAUACGAGCAAUAGAAACUGAGAAGUACAAAGUGAUUGACAAGCAAAAAAAUGAACUCCUUGAGGAGAUUGAGGAAAGCAGAGCUUUCUUUCAGGUUUACGAUGGUAGCGUGUAUAUGCAUCAAGGGAAAACCUAUCUGGUGAAGGAGUUAGAUAUAUCAACCAAAAUUGCUUUGUGCCAAGUGGCUGACUUGAACUAUUACACAAAGAGUCGUGAUUACACAGAUGUUCAUGUCAUUGGUGGUGAAACUGCCUAUACAGCAAGGAUUUCCAACAUGCAGAUUUCAAAAACGACAGCCCAAACAGACACUUGCAAAGUAACAACCACUUGGUUUGGUUUUUAUCGUGUAAGGAAAGGAAGCAACGAAAUUUUCGAUACAGUUGAUCUUUUGCUUCCUAAGUACUCGUAUGAAUCUCAGGCUGCUUGGAUUCGAGUCCCACAAUCUAUAAAAGCAGCUGUUGAAAUCAAGGACUUCCGCGCAGGCUUACAUGCUGCGGGUCAUGCUCUUCUUAAUGUGGUGCCUCUAUACAUAAUUUGCCACUCAUCAGAUUUGGCUUCCGAGUGUGUAAACCCUCAUGAUACCCGCUAUGUUCCUGAAAGAAUUCUGUUAUAUGAUCAACAUCCUGGAGGGACUGGAAUUUCAGCACAAGUUCAGCCUCUUUUCACUGAACUAUUAACUGCUGCUUUGGAACUUCUCACAUCGUGUUGCUGCUCUGGGGACACUGGUUGCCCUAACUGCGUUCAAAGUCUAGCCUGUCACGAGUACAAUGAGGUUUUAGACAAGGACGCGGCUGUUAUUAUCAUUAAGGGUGUUCUAGCGGCAGAAAAAUCCUACUUCAAUGGUUUUUCCUGAGUCUCCGCAAACACAUCAGGUGCAGCAUUACCAUGCAUUGGCUGCCCAAGAAAGUAGGAAUGGAUUAUUCACCCUCUUGUUUAGUGGGAGAGGGCGGUAUCUUUUAUUCACUUUUCUUCCAUUAUUGGCGACGUUUUGCAUCUCUUUGCUACAUAGGCAGGGAUUGAAAUGUUAAAUUUUGCGAGUUUAGUUAGUCCAAUUACUAAAAUCUAAACUUCAUGGUAAAGGCUCUUGUGUAAAGGGAACAGGAUGGAACCAGGAAGGACCAGUGUUCUAAAACAAGAAUUUAAUCGUCAAUUAAUUACUUGCGGGGCCUAUUCGAUUAA